CUGAGUCCCUUUCCACCUGCCGGCGCGAGCGCAGUGCCAUGGGCGGCCGCCAGCCGGGGGACCGCCGGGCUGAGCCCCGCUGAGCCCACCGGGCCGGCCAUGGGCGACCGCGAGCGCAACAAGAAGCGGCUGCUGGAGCUGCUGCAGGCGGCGGGCACCGGCAACUCUCACUGCGCCGACUGCGGGGCGGCGGAUCCUGACUGGGCCUCCUACAAGCUGGGCAUCUUCAUCUGUCUGAAUUGCUCCGGCGUCCACCGCAACUUCCCAGACAUCAGCAGAGUUAAAUCCGUGAGACUUGACUUCUGGGAUGACAGUACCGUGGAGUUUAUGACCCACAACGGGAACCUCCGUGUGAAGGCCAAGUAUGAAGCCAGAGUCCCUGCUUUCUACUAUAUACCCCAAGCCAACGACUGUCUGGUCUUAAAGGAACAGUGGAUUCGAGCUAAGUAUGAAAGACAGGAAUUCAUGGCCGAUGGGAAAACCAUCUCACCCCCAGGUAACCGAGAAGGGUUCUUGUGGAAGCGGGGAAGAGACAAUGCACAGUUCCUGAGAAGGAAGUUUGUUCUCCUGGCAAGAGAAGGCCUCCUGAAAUACUAUACUAAAGAAGAGGGUAAAGGCCCCAAAGCUGUCAUCAGCAUCAGAGACUUGAAUGCCACCUUUGAAACAGAGAAGAUAGGGAACCCCCACGGGCUGCAGAUCACCUACAGGAGAGAGGGCCACAUCAGGAACCUGUUCGUGUACCACGAAAGUGGGAAGGAGAUAGUGGACUGGUUCAAUGCCCUCCGUGCAGCCCGUCUGCAGUACCUAAAAACGGCCUUUCCUGAGCUCCCAGAGUCUGAGCUCGUGCCCCUCAUCACCAGGAACUACCUCAAACAAGGCUUCAUGGAAAAGACGGGCCCAAAGCAGAGAGAACCUUUCAAGAAAAGGUGGUUUGCCCUGGAUCCCCAGGAGCGGAGGCUGCUCUAUUACAAGAACCCACUGGAUGCCUUUGAACAGGGCCAGGUUUUUCUUGGGAGCAACGAGCAGGGGUAUGAUGUAUAUGAAGACCUGCCCAAGGGUAUCCGAGGGAACCGCUGGAAAGCUGGCCUCACCAUCAUCACCCCUGAGCGGAGGUUCGUCUUCACCUGCCCCAGCGAGAAGGAGCAGCGGGAAUGGCUGGAGAGCUUUCAGGAUGUCCUCUCCCGCCCCCUGACGCCCCUCAACCUCCUCGUAGGACUGCAUUGCCGUGGUUAUCGGCUCAGCUCUGUUCUUGUUCCUCUGGCAGCUGCAUCAACAGAGGGCAGCCACGGCCGCAGGUGACCCAUUAGCUGAGGAGCUGGCCACUGGUCACCCGGAGCUUGUGGUGGGAAGGACAAGUUCUCACCUUGGCCUUGGUUGCCCAGCUGGAGGGCCCCAUAGGCAACAGCCAUCGCUGGCCAUGAACUCUGCCAAGACUGAAGCUUUGGCCUUUACCUGUUGGCUCCCCAGGCCUUCCCACUGCCCAGCCCUGGGGGUCUUGGGGCUCUGGCACAUGUCCUCAAGGCCCAGGACAUCUGAAAUGAAGGCACCGCAAUGGAAAGCCACCCACCGUGUCAUGCAAGUGGCAUUUUUGCUCAAAGAGAAAAAAAGUUUAAUCUGGAUCUAACCAUGAGGUACUAAUCAGACAAAUUCACAUUAGAGACAUUUUCUGAAACAGCUGGCCUGGACUCUUCAAAAGUGUCAGUAUCAUGAAAGAUAAAGUAAUGAGGAAAGGGUUCUAGAUUUAAAAAGACUAAGGAGGCAAGAAAAUGCAAUUCAUGAUUCUUGACUGGAUCCUGGAUUUUUAUGAUUUAUUUUUUUAAAGAUUUUUAUUUGUAAGUAAUCUCUACACCCAACGUGGGGUUCGAACUUACAACCCCGAGAUCGGGAGUCGCACACUCUCCUGGCUGAGCCAGCCAGGCUCCCCUGGAUCCUGGAUUUUUACAAAGCAGCUAUAAAAGACAUAAUGGAGGUAACUGGGGAAGUUUGAACAUGGAUGUAUACUAGCCAAGAGUGUUGUAAAACUGAUAAUUAUGUUGUAUUUGUGUAGAUUGUUCUUGUUCUUCAGGGAUACGUGCUGAAGUGUUCAGGGGUAAAGUGUAAUAAUUUUUAGUCUACAACUGUCUCUGAAAUGGUUUGGCAAAGAAUAAGUGUAUGUGUACAUGUAUAUAUAGAGUAUCGACAUAUAUAUAUAUAUGUAUAUAUAUAGUGUAUAUACACUAUAUAUAUACAUAU
Panthera uncia (snow leopard) is the source of this 2232-nucleotide messenger RNA. It is a transcript of the gene ADAP2, whose product is annotated as ArfGAP with dual PH domains 2. Gene Ontology annotation, molecular function: GTPase activator activity; phosphatidylinositol bisphosphate binding. Lineage: Eukaryota; Metazoa; Chordata; Mammalia; Carnivora; Felidae. Gene Ontology annotation, biological process: positive regulation of GTPase activity. Bases 100 to 1299 code for a protein of 399 amino acids. The record is from RefSeq and is a predicted model, not a curated record. The transcript has 12 exons. Gene Ontology annotation, cellular component: intracellular membrane-bounded organelle; plasma membrane.